Messenger RNA from Oryzias melastigma (Indian medaka), 4995 nucleotides. RefSeq names its product GLIS family zinc finger 3 (gene glis3). The transcript is spliced from 9 exons. The coding region runs from base 419 to 2776 and encodes 785 amino acids. Gene Ontology annotation, biological process: regulation of transcription by RNA polymerase II. Gene Ontology annotation, molecular function: DNA-binding transcription factor activity, RNA polymerase II-specific; RNA polymerase II cis-regulatory region sequence-specific DNA binding. The record is from RefSeq and is a predicted model, not a curated record. NCBI's taxonomy places the organism in Eukaryota, Metazoa, Chordata, Actinopteri, Beloniformes, Adrianichthyidae. Gene Ontology annotation, cellular component: nucleus.
GGAUUAAUAGGAUACUCUAAAUUAAAUAUUUUUCUCAUAAAUUAAAAAUGUGCUUUUUUAUAAGAAAAGUUGAUGAAAUGGAUAUUGGCUAAAAUGUUUUUUUUUAGUCUUUUGUUUAUAGGCAGGCAUUCAGACCAGUCUCACUUUAGUUGCACAUUAUCAAGAAAAAUAAAGUGUUCAAGUUAGUUGUGGUUGAGUGCUUUUUCAAUAGGUUCAAAGUACAGACUAGUGGUUGAUGGUUUUUCUGAGUAACUUUACAUACAUUUGAAUUCCUCCAGAUCAACUAAAAUGUUUUAUUUAUUUUUUGUCUAAUUUUCUUUUUUUCUGUUUUUCUCUUAGGUGGAAGCCACAAAAUGUAACAUCUUUGAUCACUUCUUUAAGGGAACAAAACAACUUCCUGACUGAAUCCCUUUCAGACAUGAGUGGGAAAGGCUGUCAGCUCAUGGUGUCUCCGUCCAGAGUGUCCCCACCGCUCAAAAUGACCAGAGGCCACCAGUCCCAGUAUAUCAGAAUGCCGGCAGCUUCUCCUGACCUGGUCAGCCUCGGUUCCUCCUUGGGGAGGCCGGAAGAAGUGAAAGCGGGAAACGGGAACUCUUUUACUGCUGGGAAGCAAAAUGGGAGCCAUGUUGUCUUGCCUGCCCUGAGUCUUCGCAGGCAAGUUUUAAUCAAUGGGAAACAUCUAAGCGGGCCCACCGCAUCUUUAGCCGCCCGUCAGCCUUUGAGUACAACAACCCCAAAACUAUCAAGACUCCUCCCACCUGACAACAGAUCCAGAGAUUGUGAAGUGUCUGGCUCCACUGUGGAUGUAUUUGGAAAGGCAACUGAUGUUAACCUCACUGUGACCAACAGUCCCCUGAGUGUUGCAACAGGCCACCGAUAUACAGCCGAGUAUCAUCCCCCGUCAUCUCAUAAUGUGCCAGCUCCCCAAAGUGAUGGCAGAUCCCUACUGUCCAGAGAAUCCUUGGCAUCCACCACCCUUAGUCUGUUCGAAACACAGUCCAUGUUUAGUGGGAAACAUGACUGGCCAUAUGGUUACCGUGUGCUUCCUCCCCUGGGGUCCCACUGCUCUAACCAAGCCAACGAGGUCUGUGAGCAGUUCAGUCUCUCCCCCGGUGCUGCCAUGUCAGGCACAGCAAGCGCCUCUGCCUCCCUCCCAUCAUACCUAUUUGCAGGUGAGGCUGGAAGCCCCAGACAGGCGUGUGCAAAAAAGAGACCUCUCUCCAUGUCACCUUUGUCGGACCUUAUGGGCAUUGACUUCAACUCUAUCAUACGCACGUCCCCCACCUCCCUCGUGGCAUAUAUUAAUGGUCCCCGCAGUUCACCGGCCUCCUACUCCACCAUCUCACCCAUUCUGUCCGACGGAUACGGUCACUUCCUGGGAGUGAGAGGUCGCUGCAUACCUCAGAAUCACCCCUACAGCUUUCCCGGUUCCUCACAAAUUCCAGCCUCACAGUUCGAAUGUGGCCGGAUGGAGAUGAUCGACGAGGGAAGGGGUCUGGAGAGCCAGAUGGCCAACAUGGUGGUGCAGCAGCAGUGUCUCCCUGAGGAAACUGGGUUUCUGGAAAAGACGACGGACAGCUGUAGCCAACCUAGCAGCGAUGUCCUGUCUCUACAGUCAGAGCCAGCUACACUAUCUACUGUCCAGGAAGACGCUGCUUCACAAGGGCCUCCACCACCCUACCACUCCCACAAGCACGUCUAUCUCUCCAGACAUCAUUGCAAAGCUAAACCUCCCUCCAAAGACUCUGUCACACAGCCCGCUCCAUAUCCUCACAAGUAUGGAAUCAGCUAUUUACCCCAGAUUCCAAUGCUGGAAGAGGAAGAAGGAGAGCUGGAGGACUAUGGUGCCCACAGCUGCCGAUGGAUGGACUGCAGUGCAGUUUAUGACCAAAAGGAGGAGCUGGUGAGGCACAUAGAGAAGCUCCACGUGGACCAACGGAAGACUGAGGAUUUCACCUGCUACUGGGUCGGCUGUCCUCGCAACCUGAAGCCCUUUAAUGCCAGAUACAAGCUGCUCAUCCACAUGAGAGUCCAUUCUGGAGAGAAGCCCAACAAAUGCUCGUUUGAGGGCUGCAAGAAGGCCUUUUCUCGACUUGAAAACCUGAAGAUCCACCUGCGCAGCCACACGGGGGAGAAACCCUAUCUGUGUCAGCACCCAGGAUGCCACAAGGCUUUCAGCAACUCCAGUGACAGAGCCAAACACCAGCGCACACACCUGGACACAAAGCCGUACGCGUGCCAGGUUCCUGGCUGUGGAAAGCGUUACACUGAUCCCAGUUCAUUAAGGAAACAUUUGAAAUCCCACUCGACAAGAGAGCGACAGUUACGCAAGAAGAUGAAACCCUGUGAUGAAGGGAGUCUAGACACACUUACAGAUUGCUUAACUAUCCAACCUCUUCAUCCAAACACUUCCUCUCUGGCAACCCAAGACAACGUAUCUUCUGGUGCCUCUCAUGACUCAUUCUCUGCUGCAGCACACGGACACGACUCCUUCGGCGACCCUCACCUGACUCAUUUGUUCCCCGUGCAAGACGGCCCCAGGUUCGCCGCUCCUUGCCCUCAUCAGCUCUUCUCCGAGGACUUGUGUGGGACUUCCACCUGCCUUCCUCCCAGUGGACCAUUCCUCCAGAACAACUGUUAUAUAAAGCAGUUCAGCCAGGCUCCUGGUGUGGCAGAUCACAGUCCAGGAUUUGACGUUCAAGAGGAAGAAAUCACUGCUAAUCGGGAGCUGCCCAGCGUGGAGUACUACAGUGUUUUGGACCAUGGCUCAAAUUAGCUUUUCUAUGCAGAUGAUUGAGAACUCUCACUGAUGGAUAUCUGUCUAUUGCACUACUUUUUGCCAUAGUUCCUUUUCAAUUCAAUUUUAUUUAUAUAGCCCAAUAUCACAAAGAAAAUUUGUCUCAUUGGGCUUCAUGCUGGCAAUUUUACAGAUGCAGAAAAUUAGUCAUAAAUGUACCAAAGUUGUAGGCAACAUGAUGAAAUAAUCAAAUAUUCUAAGUGAAAUAAAAAAAAAAACAGUUGCACUAUUCUUACUGCAUAAUCAAUGUGCUAGCUUUUUAUUUUUUCCGUUUACUUGUUAGGUUGAGACACGGUUUCUGUACUGUAUGUAGUACUUCAGGUCUGAUGGCAUUUUGCACAAUGUUAGCACUGCAAUCAAAGCAAAGUCUGCUAUGGAUCAUGUUUUUUUUUUUUUUUUCUUAGAGCCUUGUCUUUGUAACUAUAGUAACAAGACACCCUCAUCGUUUCAAUGCAAUAUUCCUGCAUAUCACCUGUUUCUUGAAUAAUGAAAGAGCUGUGAAUGAUCCCGUGCCUGGAUUAUAUUUAUAUUUAUUAGCUGAGAUCAUUCCUUUGACCUCUAAUUGCCUGUUUUCCACAAAUCAACUUGACAACUAGGUACAGUUUUAAUGCUUGAAACUAUGUUGUAUAUUGAUAAACUUCUUAUUUUUCAUCUAAAUUUCAAAAGGCCUUCUUGGCAACAGUGGCUUCGCCCCAACCGUCCUGUUCCAUUUUUCUAUGGACCUGCAAUGGACGUGGGUACAGAUCGGAACUGUUUAAUGGGUUCAUUUUACAGUGGAAAUAUCAAAAUACCAGACCGGACCGUACUUGACCGGAAAUGAGGGUUGUGGUUUGUUUCCCAGGGGGUGCGGUGAGCUUAUUCCAGUGUGCAUCCCAUAGGCAAGACCCUUCAUGCUUCUACCUAACUAUGUAACUUAAGGGGGUCUCCCUGUGCUGGUGUUGUGCCAAGGUAUGUUUUUAUUUUUAUUUUUUUAUUAAAGGUAAUUUUUAUUCAUUAAUUGUAAAAACAUACAAUAUGAACUUGAGUUGUAAACUUUUGUGCCUUUAUUUUCAUGUUUUAAUCUUUUAUUUACCACAUAUUCUACGUAAAACAAGAUUCUGUCUGGCUGCUGCUUAACCUGCCUGCCAGAAUCUGUGCAAUAGAAGCAACAAAUCUUUAAUAAUUGUUACAUGCUUCCAAAACAAAGUCACUUUCAUGAAUUGCGUUUCUUAUUCCAAAUAAGUCAACGUUUUUUUUUGUUUGUUUUUGGUUUUUUUAAACAGAUGAAGCUAUUGUUUAACGUAAAGUAUGUAGGGGAAAACAACUAAAAUUUGACAUUAAACUCCCAAAAGCCUCACAAUAAAGUAUAUCAUGAUCAUCCACCUUCUUUUUAAGCUUUUUAAGACAAAAUAUGAGUGUUACAAAACAAGUCAAUGGUGCCUCAGACUGUUAAUACGCAUUCUGGCAGGGGGAACGUACCUUGGCACAACACCUGUUCCUAGUUCAGAUAAAAUACAGAGUUGUGUCAAGAAUGGGAUGCAGUGUAAAAGUCUCUGGCAAACCAAAUACUAGUAUGGGAAUCGGUGAAAACUGAUUUGGUUAUAGAAUAUGCUAAAGAGUGCACAACAAACAACCAUCACAAGCUUACACAGGAUUAGAUUGUAAUAUUAUUUUCAGCUGUUGCUUUACUAUUAAAUUGCUUGCUUUACACUUGUCACGCAAAAAAGUUAACUAUGAUUUACCAGACAUUUAGCCAUCAAAACAAAUGUUUCUCUCCAUCAGAGAGUUCAUCUGGAUGCCAACAUUAGUGGAAUUUUUGCUGACUAAUCCAAAAAUUUGAAAUAAAACUGACUAGUAUUAACUUUUGAAAUGUAGAGUUGAAACUCAGCAUCACACAGAAGAAUAAUUUACAUGCUCUGGUAAUUGACGGGUCAUGUUUACAAUCCUGUUAUAUUUGGAAACAUGUAUUUUGUGAGAGGUGAGCUGUUCCACUGAGGUUGGAGCUCUUUGAACCAAGAACAAGUGAUGCUCGUGGAUUUGUUUGCCAUAUUCCUCCCAUUAAGUGCCUUGUUAUCUUUCCUGACCUGCUUUGUAGUUUUUCACAGGAACCUAAAUGAAUCACCAUGACUGUAACAUCUGAUGUGAUUUUAUUGCAAAUGUGUUGUACUUGGCUAUUGUGAACGAUAAUCCAAAUAAUUGAUUAGUGAUAUUUAAGUCCA